AUGGCGUUGCCUCAGCAUGCUGGAGUUCUCCAAGAGCAGCUGCUGGUCUUAUCUGCUGGCUGUGGCCCCGUGGCAGAGCUAGUCACCAGGCCAGGGACAGGCGGGCGGGCGCCCUGGGAUGUGAGCCAGCUGUCCAGUGAGCCGGCUGGGCAGGUUAUGAAGGGCACCCGCCCUUCCAGCCACCCAGGCUACUUAGGGAAGGUCAGCAUGAGCCAUUACCACCUGAAGAGGAAUCAGAGCUUCUGCCCGACUGUCAGCCUGGAUAAGCUGUGGACCCUGAUCUGUGAGCAGACGUGGGUCAACGCCACCAAGAACCUGGCUGGGGCUGCCCCCAUCAUAGACGUGGUGCGGUCGGGCUACUACAAAGUCCUGGGGAAGGGCAAGCUCCCGAAGCAGCCUGUUAUCAUGAAGGCCAAAUUCUUCAGUAGAAGAGCCGAGGAGGAGAAGAUCAAAGGUGUUGGCAGAGCCUGUGUCCUGGUGACUUGA
Erinaceus europaeus (western European hedgehog) is the source of this 486-nucleotide messenger RNA. RefSeq names its product large ribosomal subunit protein uL15-like. Gene Ontology annotation, cellular component: cytosolic large ribosomal subunit. The record is from RefSeq and is a predicted model, not a curated record. Lineage: Eukaryota; Metazoa; Chordata; Mammalia; Eulipotyphla; Erinaceidae. The transcript has a single exon. Bases 1 to 486 code for a protein of 161 amino acids. Gene Ontology annotation, molecular function: structural constituent of ribosome.